Messenger RNA from Mytilus trossulus (common blue mussel), 2306 nucleotides. RefSeq names its product probable glutamate receptor. Gene Ontology annotation, molecular function: transmitter-gated monoatomic ion channel activity involved in regulation of postsynaptic membrane potential; glutamate receptor activity. The record is from RefSeq and is a predicted model, not a curated record. Gene Ontology annotation, cellular component: plasma membrane; postsynaptic density membrane. NCBI's taxonomy places the organism in Eukaryota, Metazoa, Mollusca, Bivalvia, Mytilida, Mytilidae. The transcript is spliced from 10 exons. Bases 1 to 1947 code for a protein of 648 amino acids. Gene Ontology annotation, biological process: synaptic transmission, glutamatergic; monoatomic ion transport; modulation of chemical synaptic transmission.
AUGACGAACACAAGUGAUAUAUCAUUACAAGGAUGCCAUCCACCAGCGUGGAGUUCUAUAUAUCCAUUCAAAACAAAUAUUGUUACACUUACUUUGAUUUCUGUGAUUACCCAUCUAGAAUGGACUUCAGUUUGCAUUAUUUAUGACAAAAAUACCGAAUACAAAGCAUUAGAACUUCAGCAUAGCUUGUCAGUUACCGGAAAGUAUGCUGUUGUGUAUUCUAUGGAGGAAAUGACAUCAUCAAAGAUAGACGACGUUCUCAGUAAAAAUACACAUGCUUCUUUUCUGCUAAACAUAACGGUUUUGUGUAGUUUAGAAUCAUGUACAUCAUUCUUAAAACAGCCUUUUGAUCAUAAUCGAACAAAUAUCUUGCGAAAUUCACUUCUCCAUUUUUCAAGAUGGCUGGUUGGAAUAUUUGAUGACAAAGAUGUGAUGAUUUUAGAAGACAAUCAUAUUCCAUUCGACAAUAUUGCAGUGAUUCAAUUUUUCUCAUCGCAAUUGAAAACAUUAGAAAACAGCCACAUGUUAAAGGAAAAGAAAAAGCCGUGUUCACGCCAAGCAUAUAACUGCACUUGGUUUCCAAUGUAUACGCUAAUGUGGCACCAGGACCGACGUGGUUUAACGGGUGUAAAAUCAAAUGGAAGUAAACUAACAGAUAAUGAAAUAUUUCCAAAUGCGAAGUUUGGUUUUAAUAAAAGAAAGUUCCUGGUCAGCACAAUACCCUCGUAUCCAUUUGUCGUGUUGAAUAACCGAACCAAAACAUACACAGGUAUAACAAUGGACCUACUGAAGCACCUGUCAGACGGUCUUAAUUUCACAUAUGAUCUAAUUGGACCACCCGACGGUAAUUGGGGUGCAGAAACUGGUAAUGGUACUUGGAAUGGCAUGGUUGGACAACUGCAACGAAAAGAAGUUGACAUGGUAGCCACCGCUUUUACAGUUCUUUCACAACGGGAAAUGGUGAUGGAUUUUACACAGCCUUAUUAUUAUGAAUCCACAUCAAUUCUGAUAAAGAAGCCAGAUCCUGACGAUAAACAAUGGACUAAACUACUUGACCCUUUCAGUUCAACUGUAUUCUUAUGUGUCGGGAUAUCGGUACCUUUAUGCGCACUUUUACUUUUCUUAUUUGAAAAGUACAACCCGUUUUACAGAAAAGUCAAAGAAAAAAAGGAAAUACGGGAACUACACCAAUUCUCUGAGUCAGUUUGGUAUAUGUAUGGUUCACUUUUAACUCAUGGCGGUAUACACAUCGCUGCAUCGACAGCAGGAAGGACAUUCCUUAGCUGCUGGUGGAUAUUUUGCAUAGUAAUAGUAGCGACAUACAGCGGGAAUUUUGUUGCCGUUUUGAGUGUUACCAAAGAGACGCUUCCUUUCGAAGGCAUUGAGGGAUUAGUAGGACAAGACAUGUAUAAAUGGGGAACCAUAGGUGGAUCCGGUUAUGAAACCAUAUUCAAGAAUUCAGCAUUACCAGAGCGGGAAUUAUUUUGGGAUGGAGUCCUUAAAUUUAGCAGUAGUGAUCCUUCUGUUCUAAGAGGUGAUUAUGAUGCACAUAUACAAAAGGUGUUAGACGGAGGGUAUGCUUUUCUGUGGGACGACAUUCCAAAUGAGAUAUCUGUAACAAAUAGCUGUGAUUUAGCAAAGAUAUCAACUGAUAUGUUUUCAACGUAUGCCAUAGGUUUACCUAACAAUUCGCCUUUUGAGAAGAUUUUUACCGAUGGGAUCAUAUUAACACUAGAGAGUGGACUCAUUGAUCUCUGGAUGACAAAGGUUUGGCCACAACACAAAUCCUGUGCUGAAUCUUCGCUGACCUCAACAAAACCAAUCGCAGUUUUUGAUAUACAGAUUGCUUUUUAUAUUAUUGGAGGUGGGAUAUGUUUGGCUGUUUUAUCGCUCCUUGCUGAAUAUUUCAAACUCAAAUGUCAAAAUCGUCCCCAGAAACAGCCAUGAACACAGGAAAAAGAUGAUAUACAGGGAAGGGUCAUCCUUGAGGAAAAUAUAUCAAGAAAAGAAAAUACUAGAUGUAGGAUUUAGUUAGUCUACAUUCAAUAUAAGACAUAAGUACAAUGAAAUACAUAAUUCAAAUUUCGUAUUCCAUAAUGCAUUAUCUUUUUUUGCAAGGAUCAUUAUGAUUUUUCUUGCAUAGUUUUAAUUGGAAAAAAAUAAUACUUUUCAAUCGCAACUAAGCUGUGACUGAUCAGAUAUAUGUGUAUACUGUAAUGAAAAUAAAAAAAGUAUGUGCUAACCUCAUUACUAAUUUAUAUUAUUUGGACAGAUAUAAUUGCUGCUUCGACACAUGUUAUAUAUCC